Xiphophorus maculatus (southern platyfish) is the source of this 1979-nucleotide messenger RNA. RefSeq lists its product as uncharacterized. NCBI's taxonomy places the organism in Eukaryota, Metazoa, Chordata, Actinopteri, Cyprinodontiformes, Poeciliidae. The record is from RefSeq and is a predicted model, not a curated record. The coding region runs from base 111 to 1109 and encodes 332 amino acids. The transcript has 10 exons.
GUCUUAAUGGGAGGGAUUUCUACCAAGACUCAUUUAGUGACGCUGCAGAGCAGCAAAACACGGAUAUACUGGAUCAGAACACCACGAACUCUUCAGAUAACCUCACUGCUAUGGAUACAUCUGAGCCCCAAAAAAAAAAGACAAAGCAAAACAAUGAGUCGGGAAAAGAAACCAAAGGAUCCAGGGCUGAGAAGUUGAUGAAAUGUCCAAAGUGUCAAGCUGGGAUUGCUCCAUCUGUCACGUUCUGUAAGCAGAAAAAUGACCAGUGUGAAUUCAGUAUUGGUCUGCACCAGGACAAUGGAGAUGACCACACUGCCUGGUUCAAGGACAAGUUAACCUUCACAGAACAGCUUGCAGAUACCAAGAAUAGCAAGCCAUGUCCCAACUGUAAUCACAGUUUUCCUGUAAAGCACAGUGUUGCUAGCAGGACUAAUACGAUGGGUGGAUUCGACAUUGAAUUAUCCAUCAAUAUUCCUAAGGAGGACAAGCUGGAAGAUGAGACUGUUGAAACAUCAUCUGCAAUGAUGGACAACUUGGGGAUGGAGCAAGAUGACGGGGAUGAGAGUUCUUCAGAAACGCCAACAGGAAGUAACACUGAUGACCCUUCUACACGGAGUCGUCUGAGAGAUGGUUGGUCUAAUCUGACAGCAAACAGCAAAGGCUGGUUUUCAUCCAACAUUUUACAAUCUCCAACCCCAGUGGUGAAGGUUCACUAUACUCCUACCAGUUAUACGUUUGGUGCUGAUACUGCCAUAAUAAAACAAUUGAAGAACAACUUAAAGUCAUCAGUACAGUUGGAAGAAACAACCAGGAAGAACUGCAGCAUCAUCAUUGUCUUCUGUCCAGUCAGUUGCAGUUAUGAAUCAGAAGUAAAGUCUGCCAUGGAAAAGGAAGCAGUCUCAUCAUCUGGUAAACCAUUCAUUUUGGUUCUGAUGCAUCACACCAGAGACCCGGACUAUUCCACUGCAGGAUGUGACAUCUCUGAAGUGCUGAAAAAUGUGUUAUAUGUCCAUGUUUUUUACCAUGAGACUAAACCAGGAUUCCUGGAAUGUUCACAAAAUGCCCGAGCAAUCAAGUUAAUUGAAGACGUACUUCUCUCCAAGAAAUAGAGAGCUUCUGCUUUUUAUCAGUUUUGUUUUAAGUACUUUAAUUUAUCGACACCUUUCAGCAGAGACCACAAUUGCAUAUUACCAUUUGAUGAUGGAAUAAAAGAGGGAAAUCUAAAUCUAAAAUUACUGAUCUUCUGACUGUAAACAGCAUUUUUUUUCUUCCAGUUAUCUUCAAUUCUGUGUUUUCUGAAUGCUUAGUUCUGACAGAAUGUAUUAUAUAGCGAACUACAAAUUUGUUCUGAUUCUACGGAGGUUUAAGGCCGAAACUAAUCGGCAAAUACAAGAACAGAAGAUAAACAGGAAAUGUUCAUCAACUUCAUGCUGUUAUCCUGCAGUCAGCUUCCUGUUUGCUGGAUGAACUUCCUGUGAUGUAAUCCUACUCCUCUGCUCAAACCCUUUCCUACCGAAGGUUCCAAUGUUUUCCUCAACCUCAAAUUGAGAAACUUUAAAUGUUAUGCAGCUAUGAAAAAUAAGCAGUGCAAAUGAACGUUGUAGAAAUGUAACAUGUAAAUGUUCUACCGGAUUAAGAUGGUGAAUCUUAAUCCGUAUCUUGUAUUAAUUUUCAUUACAGAUGUUGCUAUUCGAACAUAUCACCAAUAAGUGUCAUGUUUAAUGUUCAUUGGUUUGAUUUCUACACCUUCACUAUAAGACAAAAAUAUUGCUGAAUAAAACAGAAGAAUUUACUGUUUCAUUUAUUUUCAUUUGUGUCUGUUUUCAGUUCUCUAAUGUUCCACAUGUGAUAGACAGGAAGGUGAGCGGCACAGACUGUUUUGUUGCCGCCUGUGAUUUCACUUGUGAUGGAAAAAUUACAAUAAGGUCACAUCUGCUAGUCAUGUUAUAUGAAUGCUUGUGAACUCUCACCAAAAGAAC